This is a messenger RNA of Bufo bufo (common toad), 2468 nucleotides long. RefSeq names its product WD repeat domain 43 (gene WDR43). Lineage: Eukaryota; Metazoa; Chordata; Amphibia; Anura; Bufonidae. The transcript has 18 exons. Gene Ontology annotation, molecular function: protein binding. The record is from RefSeq and is a predicted model, not a curated record. Gene Ontology annotation, biological process: maturation of SSU-rRNA from tricistronic rRNA transcript (SSU-rRNA, 5.8S rRNA, LSU-rRNA). Bases 41 to 2020 code for a protein of 659 amino acids. Gene Ontology annotation, cellular component: nucleolus.
GCUCCGUCCUUAAACACGUGGCUACGAUCGGAGCGGAGCAAUGGCGGCAGCGGGCGGCGUGUACGAGCCGCUCCCCCCUCCCUGCGCCUUCUCGCCGAGGAGCCGGGACUUGCUCGCUCUCUCCGGGGUGGACGGGCGGAUACAGGUGUGGGACACCCGCGGGGCCGGCCUGAGGAGAGAGUACGUGCCCUCCGCGCACCUCAGCGCGACCUGUACGUGUCUGGCCUGGGCUCCGGCCCGGGGGAUCCAGGAAGCGCACCAGAAAAAACGUAGGAAAUCCGAAGCGGUAGAUAAAGAUGAACAGUACGACCUCCUCACCAUCGGCACAGCCACCGGCACCAUAUUGUUGUACAGUAUCGUCAAAGGGGAAUUACAGAGCAAAUUGGUUGGCGGCCAUGACAGGAAAGUGACCUGCAUCCGGUGGCAUCAAGACAACGGUUUCUUGUACAGUUGUUCAGAGGACAAACACAUUGUGGAAUGGAACACACAGACCUUCAAAGUGAAAUGCAAAUGGAAAGGCGACAACAGCAGCGUCAGCAGCCUGUGUAUAAGUCCGGACGGGAAAAUGUUGCUGUCUGCGGGGCGGACGAUCAAACUGUGGGAUCUGGAAACCAAAGAAGUCACCAGGCAAUUCACAGGUCAUUCCUCAGCGGUCACCUCACUCAUGUUCAUCCCAGUCCGAGCACCAGCGGACGCCCAGACUCCACCCGAAACCAGCGGCUUAUACUUCCUGUCCGGGUCCGUUCACGACCGGUUAAUAAGCUUGUGGCAGGUCCGGACCGAAAAAAAAGAGAAGAGUGCAGUCCUGUCCUUCACACUCACAGAAUCGCCCGUCUCUGUAGACCUGGCACCAGCUGACAGCAAAGAGGAGCCUCUGAAGCUGGCCGUCGUCUGCAGGGAUGGACAGUUGCACUUAUUUGAACAUAUAUUGAAUGGGACCCACAAGAAGCCCGUCGUUCCCACAUGUACAGUACAGAUAGCGAUGUCAGGCAGCGAUGAGGCCUCCACGCCAAAGCCGCUGCCCAUCCAGAGUGCCGGCUUCUGCCCGGACAAGCAGUCUGUAGUGCUGUAUUAUGGCAGCACCAUGCAGCCGUUGAUUGAGAGAGUGGUGCUGAAGACAGACGAGCCUCAUUUAUGUUUAAUCAGAGACGUCCAGAAGACGCUGACGCUCCGGAAAGAGAUGGCAGUGACCAAGGUGAAAACUCCGAUUGUCAAGGCUGCCGACACCAAGGUUCUGGUCCCUGGAAUUCCGGGUCACAGCGCAGCAAUGGCGGCCGUGUCCUCCAAAUCCGAGAGGCGGGAUUGGAAGCGGAAACCCGGAGACAAGGAGGUCAGCAUUGAGGACAGACUCGGUGCCAUGGACAUCGACCUUCCUAAAGUGCCCACCAAGAGUGGCCUGCCCCAGACGGACAACUUCUCGGUGCUCCUCGUGCAAGGUCUGGAGAGCAAUGACGCCAACAUCUUAAAUAAAGUAUUCCAGACCAAGAACGAGUCUCAGAUCAAGAAGACUGUGGCGAGGAUACCAGUGUACUCGGUCAUACCGCUGGUGCAUGAGUUGACGAAACGAUUACAAGGACAUCCCAACAGUGCCAUAUUGAUGGUGCGCUGGAUCAAGGCGGUCCUGGUGCACCACGCGUCCUAUCUGUCCACUUUACCGGAUUUGGUGCCUCAGUUGGGUUCCCUCUAUCAGCUCAUGGAGACCCGGGUGAAGACCCUCCAGAAGAUGUCACGUCUGAAUGGAAAGCUUUACCUCCUCAUCACACAGUUGGCAGCAUCUGAGAUCUCACAGAGGAUAAAAACCAAUCAAGAGGCCAAAAUGGUGUACGAAGAAGAAUCCUCAGAAGACGAGAGCGGGGGCGAGGAACACAACACUGACUCGGAUGAUAACUGGGAAGAAGGAGAAGAGGAGGAAGAGGAAGAAGAAGGAUCCGGCAAAGAGGGUUCAGAGGAAGAGAUGAAUGUAGACAAAGUGAACGGUGAUUCAGACGUUGACCCUGGAAAUGAAAGUGAAGAAGAAUAACUUCUCCCAUGUGGUGGGCGAUUGCUCUAAGGCGCCCGUCCUUCAUCGUGCAGACUGGUGUACGCAGCUGUGUGGAGAACUGUCAGCGACGUCAGGAUGGGGUCCUAGCGCGAGCAAACAGAAUGUUCCUAUAACCAUGUCUGCCUUUCUGAGAACCCCGCCCGCCCUCCGCGUUCUCCGGGUCUUCUCAACAACUAGUCACUAAACGUCUGCAGAUUCUUAAUGUCCUGGAGUAAAUUACCACCUUUCCCUUCUCCUCCUCCCCCCCCUCCCCCCUCUUUGGGUUUUUACUAAACAGACAGGAGAAGCGUAUAUUCAGUGGCGGUGACCUGAGGUUUUCUUUUUAUGUUGAUUUUUGACACCAGCCGCUCAGCGAACAAAAAAUAAUAAAAAUUCAAAAACAUUUCAUGGGACGAUCGAUCGCUGCAGCCACACGGACUGAUCACAG